AUGGAUUUGGAUCCGGUUCAUAAGCCAUCUCAAGUUGAAGAGACAAAGGAGCAGAGCAACGGGCAGGGUCAAGUCGAACAAAAUCAUGCUCAACAAGAUCCCACUACAGGCCCUCAGGCAGAGCAAAAAGAAGCUAUAGUCCCCUCUCAAAUUUCUACUGUUCCUCAAAAGCGACCUGCCGAAGAUGAACCCGCUCCACCCAUGUCAAAGAACGCACUUAAGCGUCUGAGGAAGCAGCAACAAUGGGAAGCCGGUAAAGAAGACCGAAAGCAGAAGCGCAAGGAUAGCCGAAUUGCUCGAAAAUUCCGCAAGCGCGAGGAAAGAGACGCCCUCAUCGCCCAGGGCAUAAACCCCUACGCCAACAAGCAGAAGCCACCUUCAGUAAACGUUCCCAUCUCACUCAUCUUCGAUUGCGAGUUUGAGCAGUACAUGCGGGAGAAGGAGAUCAUCUCGCUCGGCAGUCAGAUUACUAGGUCGUAUUCGGAGAACAAGAAUGCGAGGUAUCGCACUAAUAUUUACGUCUCAAACUGGAACGGAAAGCUGGCUGAGCGUUUCCAUCAGAUUCUCGAUGACAAGCACCAGAACUGGAAGGGCAUCGACUUCGUGGAAGGGAAUUUUAUCGAGUGCGCGGAAAAGGCUCGCGAGAAGAUGAAGCGCGACAAUAUGAUCGAGCCCCUUCAACGAAGUCUCACAGAAAAGAGCCCCUGGACGAGGGACGAGCAGGACCCUCUCCCUCUUCCUGAUCCCGAGCCUGAGCCUCGCCCCGAAUAUAGCGAUAUUGUCUAUCUGUCGUCAGAUUCACCAUACACACUCGAACGUCUUGAGCCCAACACGAGCUAUGUCAUCGGUGGUCUUGUUGACAAGAACCGUGAAAAGGGAUUGUGCUACAAGCGAGCGAGGGAACGUGGUAUCCGCACGGCUCGGUUGCCUAUCGGUCAGUACAUGGUCAUGCAAAGUCGAACGGUUCUUACGACGAAUCACGUCGUCGAGAUCAUGCUUAAGUGGCUCGAGUACGAGAACUGGGGCGAAGCCUUCAUGAGCGUCAUUCCCAAGCGUAAGGGAGGCCAGUUGAAAGAGCAGCAGGGUGCCUCAACCGGAACUCAGGAAGCAGAAGGUGCCGAAGAAGAGGAGAAUGAGGAAAUCAAGGACCCUGAUGCUGAGGAGCCUUCCUCUGAGCAAAACACACCUGAAGUUGAGGGUGCUUCCAAGUAA
This is a messenger RNA of Fusarium venenatum, 1212 nucleotides long. RefSeq lists its product as uncharacterized. NCBI's taxonomy places the organism in Eukaryota, Fungi, Ascomycota, Sordariomycetes, Hypocreales, Nectriaceae. Gene Ontology annotation, biological process: tRNA N1-guanine methylation. Gene Ontology annotation, cellular component: nucleus. Gene Ontology annotation, molecular function: tRNA binding. The record is from RefSeq and is a predicted model, not a curated record.